Molecule: messenger RNA, 2801 nt
Organism: Carcharodon carcharias (great white shark)
Lineage: Eukaryota; Metazoa; Chordata; Chondrichthyes; Lamniformes; Lamnidae
Product: zinc finger protein 271-like
Exons: 2
Coding region: 493-1284 (263 amino acids)
Biological process (GO): central nervous system development; regulation of transcription by RNA polymerase II
Cellular component (GO): nucleus
Molecular function (GO): DNA-binding transcription factor activity, RNA polymerase II-specific; RNA polymerase II cis-regulatory region sequence-specific DNA binding
Source: RefSeq, a predicted model, not a curated record
GGUUCACUUCCUGUAGGGACUGAAAACCAAGUGAGGAGAUGAAGGAUUGCACCGUACUACACCAGAGAAUACAGAGAGGAUAGACACUGCAGCUAGAUCCUGACCAUCACCCAAGGGACAAUUGCACAACUGUGUGAAGACAUCCAAUCCCUUCACAGCAUUGCUCAACACAGAGAAGGUUGGGCAGUGAAACCAUCAUCUGGAAAUCGGUCAGGUCAUGGGAGCUUUGACAUAUCAUCAGAUCUGAAACUGGUCAGUGGUGUGGAUCCUUCCAUCACAAUCAACCUUUCUGAAGGUUCGGCUGUGGGCGAUCAGUUAGGGUGAGGCUGGGAAGAAGUGUGAGUGGCUCCAAGUGUGAUGAGAGCUUCAAUCAUUCAUUGCGCCUCAUGAACCAUCGAAUCAUUCCUACAGGUGAGAGGCUGUUCAAGGGUGAAGUGAGUGAGGAGGCCUCCACAGGCUCAGUUUUACCAGCUGUAAUACAAGGACAGCUACAUGGAAGAGAAGCCGUUCAAGUGUGAGUUGUGUAACAAAUCAUUUUCGUGCUCAUCGCACUUUCGUAUUCACCAACGCACUCACACUGGAGAGAAACCAUUCACGUGUGAAGUGUGUGACAAAUCAUUCUCGCAGUCAUCGCACCUCCAUAGACACAAACGCAUUCACACAAGGGAGAAGCUGUUUAGGUGUGACGUGUGUGACAAAGAUUUCACACAGUUAUCGAACCUCCAAGUCCAUCAGACAAUCCACACUGGCGAGAAACCCUUUAAGUGUGAAGUUUGUGAUAAAGCUUUCCCAACAUCCACGAGGUUCCUGAUACACCAGAGCACUCACACUGGGGAAAAUCCCUUCAGAUGUGAGUUGUGUGACCGUGCCUUCACACAGUCAUCAGCCCUCGCGCAACACCGACGUAUUCACACAGGGGAGAAACCGUUCAAGUGUGAGGUGUGCAACAAAUCAUUCUCACGCUCAUCUCACUUUCGUGUACACCAACGCACUCACACCGGGGAGAAACCGUUUACUUGUGAAGUGUGUAACAAAUCAUUCUCACGGUCAUCAACUCUCCGUGAACAUCAACAUCUUCACUCUGGGGAGAAGCCAUUCAAGUGUGAGGUGUGUAAUAAGGGAUUUGCACAGUUAUCAGGCCUGGUGAGUCACCGACGCAUUCACACAGGGGAGAAGAAAAGAUUCACGUGUGAAGUGUGUAAUAAGGACUUUGAACAACUAUGGGGCAUGUUGGAUCACCGUCGCAUUCACACAGUGAAUAAGCCAAGUGAGGUGGGUGACUGAGCCAUUGCCCUGUGAGUGACACUUGUGAAACACCGAAGCAUUGGGGGGAAGCUGUUCAAGUGUGAUGUGUUUAACAAGGGCUUUGCACAAUCAUCUGGCCUGAUGUAUGACUAACGCAUUCACACUGGAGAGAAACCGUUCACAUACAAAGUGUGUGACAAAACCUUGAGAAACUCAUCAAACCUCCUGUAACACCAGCGAAUUCACACGAGAGAAACCAUUCAGAUGUGAGGUGUGUGACAAGGCUUUCACACAGUCAGUGUGUCUGCUAGUCCAUCAACACAUUCACACAGGGGAGAAGCCCUAUCAGUGUGAGUUCUGUAAUAAAGCCUUCACACAGUUGUUGGACCUCCUGGAGCAUCAGUGAACCCACAUGGGAGACAAACCCUUCCAGUAUGACGUGUGUCAGGAUUGUUUCACCUACUCCUCUCUCUCACUAGAUACCGAGAUCUCCACACGGACUUGGAGCCAGGUCACCUGCUUCCAUUACACUGAGAGUUGUCUGUGUUGUUUACCCUCCAGUGCUCGCACAGAGGAGCUGUCAUUCCAAAGCACUGUCUAUCUCAGCAGUGUCUGUCUCGAAUCUCUCCCAUCAUCAGUCCAAUCGUUUCAAGAAGACCAAUUUAACCUUUGACCAGAUCACCCAACAUCACCAGAAGAAGACAUCAAUAUGCAUUGAAACUCCUGCUUAUACACAGAUGUAACUGUGUCUCAGAGGAUUCCCUCAUCCACAGGGUUUGGAAACAAGGCUGUAGAAGGUGGAUAUGAGAGAGUGGUUAAACCAGAUUUGACAGUUACAGAAGCAUUGUGGUGAAUGGAGAGUCAAAGGACAGAGAGUUGGGAAUUAGAAAGCACUGUCCAACUCACCUGGGGGAAGAAUGUCUUCCAGGAGUGGAAACUGAUUGAUCCAUGGACCCACGUGAUCAAUGGAUCUCUGUAACCAUUGGUGGAUUUGUAUGAUGGAAACGAACUCCAUCCUGUGUCACUAAAGUUCGGUGUCAUUUCUGACCAUCGGAAUUUGGAGCCGGACUUAAGUACAGAGAUUUUAAAGAAAGUUCUGUCCGUAGUAUUCUGAGAGAGUUUCCCCUGAUGUGAGUGUGUGUUUUAGCAAAGUGAGGCAGCUCUCAGGAGUGGGUAUGGGGUAGAAUGGGACCCUGCUUUAGUUGCUGAUAUGAAUUAUAGACAGAUCCUCUUCAGAUGACAGGUGUUUGACUAAUACCAUGGGUAAUGUUUGUAUUCUCCUGUCUGGGAGGACUACUAUCCUGAGUAUGGUGAGGGAGUCGGGUGAGUCCCCUCAGCCCAUCAUGCCUCGAUGUAAUAACGGUGUGAUAUGUUCAUCUUACACUCUUCCUAGAUUAAUUUAAUAGUCUGGGAAAGGUCUUGAAUCAUUUUCAAAUGCUUUAUUAUUUUGGUUGAUACAAGCUGAAUAUUGUGUUGUUAUUUGUAUGCUGUUUUAUCAAACUUCUGUAUAGAUUUAUAACUCACAAUAAAUUCAGUUUGUUUUUGCUAAACCCAAA